Messenger RNA from Manis pentadactyla (Chinese pangolin), 2343 nucleotides. Its product is annotated as syncytin-B-like. Lineage: Eukaryota; Metazoa; Chordata; Mammalia; Pholidota; Manidae. The transcript has 2 exons. The coding region runs from base 961 to 2076 and encodes 371 amino acids. The record is from RefSeq and is a predicted model, not a curated record.
CUAACCCGAAACCUGCCUAAGACCCUAGUGACAGAUGAGAUAAUCAAUUCCCAUUGGCUUUUGCUACUUCCUUAUCUUCACCUAUAUAACUGGGCUUCUGAUGCAAUAAAGCUGAGUUUUGAUGUGCCUCCAAGGCUGACACAUCUCCCGGCUUGGUGUGGUUUGUGUUCCCCCUGCCUCAGAAAGAUGGGGAGGAUCAAGUCAUCAACACUUGCCCUCUCACUCAGCCCCAGGGAGCAACAGGCUGGUCCUGUUCAUCUUCUUCGCGCCAUUAUUGCAAAGAGCAACAACUGGUGCCCUGUGUGAGGAUCUCUCGCUUCGCUGACGAGCUAAUCGGGCCACGGAGUCCACAGUGAACCCAAUGAUGCUGGUCUUCCUGCUAAUAGCGAUGAAUCUCCCAUUAGCUAAGACAGGAUUUGGAGAUCCCGGUCAAGCAAGAGCCAUACUACAAAAGACCAUCAGAGACCCCUGCACAGCCUGCUCUUUCACCCAAACUCCUCCCCACAAAACCUGUUACACCUCUAUCAAAAUCUGCCCUAAUGGGCAAAGGGCAGCCACACUCAUGAAAGGGACAGAAAAUGGAUGCCCUGGAAGAGUUCUCACUCACAAGUGUUGGCCAGGCCCAAAAAUAUAUCCACCCACCCAAGGGAAAACCCCCUCUGAGUGUCCUUGCACCACUUUUCAUGCCUCCAUUCAGGCUCGAUGCUAUAAGGAAGUUAGCCCCUGCACUAAACAGAACAAAAUAUACUGGUAUGCAAUUCUGACAGAAGGCAAGACUGAAUAUGCUGACUGUCGAGAGAAUAGGGGAGCUCACGCCUGCUGGAAUCGAGUUGCCCCUAUAGGCAUCUCUGAUGGGGGUGGAGUCCAAGAUCAGGUUUGACAGCACCAAAUUAAAAAACUGAUAGGCUGAUUGAAGACCAAAAUCUCCCGAUUUACCACCCUCUUAGUCUCCCGGAGAUAAUGGGAGAAUUGCUUCUUGAUCCUGAGACACAAUCAAUCAUACAGGCUGCUUUUACCUUACUCAACACUACCAAUCCUGAUUUAUCUAAAGCUUGCUGGCUGUGCCUGAAGCCGGGGCCAUUACAAGUCAAUGCUCUUCUUGUUAACCUGUCACUGACUGAGCCCCAGUGCCUGCUAUUGCCCUCAAGCUCUGGGGUCUAUCUAGACCCUUUCUCCCCUAAAGGCCCAUGCUUCAAAGCUGACCCCCAUUCUGAUAAUACUAGUGGGAUAGAUGUAGGUCGAAUCCAUUAUUCCUUUUGCCAACAGAAUAUUACUGUGAACAAUACUCUUCUCUGUCCCCCUAAUGGAACAGUCUUCAUUUGUGGGGGAGACGUGUUUGGCUUUCUCCCGACAGGCUGGAUGGGGCUUUGUGCUCCAGCUGUAAUUUUCCCUGACAUUGGAGUAGUCCCUACUAAUCAGAGCCUCCCUAUUCCUGCUUUAGACCACAUUGGAGGUAGAUCAAAAAGGGCCAUUCAGGUUAUCUCCCUGCUUUUAGGCCUUGGAGUGGCCACCGGAGCUGCCACAGGGGCAGCAAGAUUAGGGACCUCCCUACAUUAUUAUAAAGCCCUUUCUCAACAGAUGAACGAUGACCUACGAGCUGUGGCCAGCACAAUUCUUGACCUCCAAGCACAGUUGGAUUCCCUCACGGCAGUAGUCUUACAGAACCAUAGGGGGCUUGACCUCCUCACUGCUGAAAAAGGAGGCUUAUGUCUCUUUUUACAAAAAGAAUGCUGCUUCUACGUGAACCGCUCUGGCAUAAUCCAAAAUAAAGUCAAACAACUUCAAGAAGACCUCGAGAGACACAGACAUGAAUUACAAGCCAAUUUUCUUUGGACUGGGUUACGUGGUUGGUUACCCUACAUUCUGCCCCUCCUUGGUCCUAUCCUUCUUUUGCUCCUACUGUUCACUUUUGGGUCCUGCAUUAUUAACAAAAUUGUCCAGUUUGUCCAAAAAAGAAUUGAAUCAAUUCAGUUGAUGAAUGUGCAAGUACAAUACCAGAGGCUUGCCACAGAAGCCAGUGACCCCUGCAGUCUCUGUGAGCCUUAUGAUGAGGCCGUGUCCGUUGAUUCCCCCUAACUAUCUCCCCGUGUGCCAAAGACGGGUAAGAUCUCCAAAGUGGAGACAACCUAAGACAGGCCCCGGAGGAUGAGUAAGCUUGGGACAACCGAGGAGCUGCAAGGUAUCCAGUGAUGGAUAAGAUCCCCAGAGGGGGACUACCUAAGACAGGGGCCUUGCCCGCUGGGACAUCCCAGAGCAUUUAUAAAACAAAAAGGGGGAAUUGUUGGGACCUUUUGCCUCUUUCAGGCCUGUGACGGCCGCAGACUGGAGGUUUCCAUCCUCCCU